AUGAAUGGGAUGGCCAACGUGAAUUCCGCCAGCCGCCCCCACUAUGCCUCCUCCAUCCCCGUGCCCCGAGCCUCUUCCCAGACCAGGAUUCAUACCCCAGGAGCCUCUCCUCAGCUGCCACCCCGCCAGGCUGGCCUGGCCCUCAGUCCUCACAGAGCAGCUUCUCCAAGGCUGGGCAAGGCUGCAGGCUCUUCCAGAAACUCCUCCCCCAAAGCCUCCCAGGGAAGAGGCUCCCCCAGAGUUGCUGCAGGACCAGUGAAGGAACUGACUGAGGAUGGCAAAAGCCUCCCUAGCUCCCCCUGGAGCAGCCCCAAGGUCACCCCAAAAGCAUCCCUGUCUAGCCAUGCUGGGCCCCGAAGAACAGGGGAGACACCAGGCACCCAGAGAAAGAAGAAGACUCAGGAAGGAAUCGUGAUCCACCAGGCCCGGGGCCGGAGCCCACCUCCAACCAGUUCCCAUGGAGAAACUCCAACACUGAGGGCUCCAGAGGGUCGAAGGCCUCCUGGCUGCCCAGGGAAAGAUCCAAGAGACAUAAACUACAAAAGCUCUGGAGUCUCUAGGUCUUCAGAAGCAGAUGAAGGGGCAGCUUCAGAGUCUUCCUCUCCUGCGUGUAGCCCUGCACACAGCAAGUGGCCCUCCUCCACCCCCGGGGUCAUCAACUUCUCCUCUGUCCAUCAGCAAAGUCAGCCCGUCACUGCCACCGUGGCCCCCUUCCAGUACAGGUUGCAGACAGACCAGGACCUGGACCCUCUCCCCCAGGGCAGCUGGGCUCUUGAUGGCUACUCCAGGACCCCUGGCAGGAUUGAGGGAGGCUUCUACAUUGCAUCCAUCUGGGACAACGUAAAGAUCCAGGAGUUGGGACAAGAGGUCGUGGUGACGCUUGUGGCAGCUGUUAACGCUGAUUGUAGCUUUCUGUGA
Dipodomys ordii (Ord's kangaroo rat) is the source of this 918-nucleotide messenger RNA. RefSeq lists its product as uncharacterized. The record is from RefSeq and is a predicted model, not a curated record. Lineage: Eukaryota; Metazoa; Chordata; Mammalia; Rodentia; Heteromyidae. The transcript has 3 exons. The coding region runs from base 1 to 918 and encodes 305 amino acids.